This is a messenger RNA of Argiope bruennichi, 1683 nucleotides long. RefSeq names its product alpha-enolase-like (gene Eno). Gene Ontology annotation, cellular component: phosphopyruvate hydratase complex. The transcript is spliced from 9 exons. Gene Ontology annotation, biological process: glycolytic process. The record is from RefSeq and is a predicted model, not a curated record. Lineage: Eukaryota; Metazoa; Arthropoda; Arachnida; Araneae; Araneidae. Bases 155 to 1456 code for a protein of 433 amino acids. Gene Ontology annotation, molecular function: phosphopyruvate hydratase activity; magnesium ion binding.
GUUUCCUUUUUAUUUUGCUUUUGUUUCCCGUGUCUCAUUUCGACCUCUUUAAAUUUUGCCCUUCAGCUGGUGCAUUUGCUCUUCUGACGUGCAGGAAGUAGGUUGCUUAUCGAGGGAGUGAUUUCUUAGUUUGACAGCUAAAUUUCAUUUAACCAUGCCAAUUCAAAAGAUUCAUGCCAGACAGAUUUUUGACAGCCGUGGUAACCCCACUGUUGAAGUAGAUGUUGUCACAGAGAAAGGAUUAUUCCGUGCUGGUGUUCCUAGUGGAGCAUCUACUGGAAUCUAUGAAGCUUUAGAACUUAGAGAUGGAGAUAAAAACAGCUACCAUGGCAAAAGUGUUUUAAAGGCAGUAGCAAAUGUCAACAACAUUAUUGCACCAGAACUGAUUAAGAAAAAUGUCUGCCCAACCAAGCAAGUAGAAAUUGACGAAAUUAUGUUGGCUCUUGAUGGUACUGAAAAUAAAGCUAAGCUUGGAGCAAAUGCCAUCUUAGGAGUUUCUAUUGCUGUAGCCAAAGCUGGAGCAGAACAUAAGGGAGUGCCACUGUACAGGCAUUUAGCAGAUCUUGCAGGUGUUAAAGACAUCAUUCUACCUGUUCCUGCUUUCAAUGUAAUCAAUGGUGGUAGCCAUGCUGGUAACAAACUAGCCAUGCAAGAAUUCAUGAUUUUGCCAACAGGGGCCUCUACCUUUACUGAAGCCAUGAAGAUGGGUUCUGAAGUGUACCAUCAUCUAAAGAAUGUUAUCAAGAAGAAGUUUGGUUUGGCUGCUACUGGUGUUGGUGAUGAAGGUGGUUUCGCCCCUGACAUUCAGGAGAACAAAGAAGGUUUGGAACUUAUCAAAGAAGCUAUCGCAGCUGCUGGCUAUACUGGCAAAAUUGAAAUUGGCAUGGAUGUUGCUGCAUCUGAAUUCCACAAGGAUGGCAAAUAUGAUUUGGAUUUCAAAAAUCCCAACACUGACCCAUCCAAGUUCCUGACACCUGACGAACUGGGUCAACUCUACCUUAACUGGAUCAAAGAAUACCCAAUUGUUUCUAUUGAAGAUCCUUUUGACCAAGAUGAUUGGGCAGCAUGGUCAAAAUAUUGUUCUCAGGUCACUAACCAGGUUGUAGGUGAUGACUUAACUGUGACCAACCCCAAGAGGAUUCAAAUGGCUGUUGAAAAGAAGGCUUGCAACUGCUUAUUGCUGAAAGUAAACCAAAUUGGUAGUGUCACUGAGGCUAUUAAAGCGCACAAUCUCGCCAAAGCUAAUGGUUGGGGCACUAUGGUGUCUCACAGGAGUGGAGAGACUGAGGAUGCUUUCAUUGCCGAUCUUGUCGUUGGUUUAAGCACAGGACAGAUCAAGACAGGUGCACCUUGCCGCUCUGAGCGUCUUGCCAAAUAUAAUCAAAUCCUACGCAUUGAGGAAGAGUUGGGUGACAAAGCAAAAUAUGCUGGCAAAAACUUCCGCCAUCCUCUCUAAACUGUUGACCUCAUUUUUCCAUUCCUGUUUGAAUGUUUGCUUGUUACAGCUUUAUGUCUAAAUCCCCCCAGUGAUACUAUGUUCUUGUUGAUGUCUCCCCCUUUUUUUUAUGUGAAAUGUUCUAUAGGGUGUUAGCUCUAGUCCAAAAUUAUAUCCUCUCUAUGCCUACUUCAUGGGUUGUGUCUCAAAUUGUCUAUUCCAGAAAAUAAAAGGUUGUUACAGUUACA